AUGAUGCUGUUCAUCUUGCUACCGCAAGAGGUCAUUUUACAGGUGUUCCAGUGUCUAGAGCCAGCAGAAUCCCGAUCCUUAAUCGAUCUGCUCAAAACCGACCUCCCAAACUCCAACGCUCAGAGAGCUAUCAAUCUUCUAUAUGCUAGGCUCUACCUGGGCCAUACUGUUCUUGGGGCUGGAGGAAAGGCCCUGAGAUACUAUAAUGUCAGUAUCACACCCAGCCAGGUGUUGGAAUUAGCAAAAGAUUCGAACUUUCUAGCCAACGUUCCCAAAGAGCUCGAGAUGACCUUCGUUCGACAUGUUCGAGAUUACAUCAACUUCCAGCAGAACUUGGCAGAUCUACGGGAGAUCCUCAAGUCCGAAUGGGCUCCGAAGUACCUUUCAAAGGUUCAACUGCUCUCUUUGAAUAUCAACGGCCGUAGCAUCACCACAGAAAACCCAACCCUGAUGCCUGCACUGGUCUUGAGUACACUCAUCGAGCUCACCAGACAUUCCUCGGCCAAUUUUCGAUCGAUCAGGUUGAAAUCUGCAGAUAUUGGCGAUCUUCUUCCUCAUAAGUGGGGCAAAGUACUUGGAGGGUUCGUGCUGGUUCAAGAACUCUCACUUGAAGACAAUAAGUUGAGGCUGGAGCUUGCGGUGGGCCACGAGCCUUUGUUGGAGCGGUAUUUUGAGUGGCCGCCCCAGCUUCGGGUACUUUCUCUAUCCAGGAAUUAUCUCCAGCAUUUCAGGGUCGGAGCCUUCAAUAAAUUGCCGCAGACCUUGGAGGUUCUUGAUCUCUCACAGAAUCUACUAGAAUGCAUUGGACUUCCAUAUGACCAGACAUUCACGCUUGUUGACAAGCUUCCGAAGUUGAGGAUAUUGAAUUUAUCACUAAACAGCCAUUUGGUGUUGGUGGAUCCUAAUUUAUUCGUGGGAGCAAGUAAGCUUGAAGUAUCCAUCGAGGGGUGUAAUGUUUGUGAUGGACAUUUGGAGACAUUAAUUCAAAGUGCCAACAGAAAUGGGGUGAGGUUAGUGACAGACUUGGCAUGA
Molecule: messenger RNA, 1032 nt
Organism: Sungouiella intermedia
Lineage: Eukaryota; Fungi; Ascomycota; Pichiomycetes; Serinales; Metschnikowiaceae
Source: the annotation of a GenBank genome assembly